This is a messenger RNA of Teleopsis dalmanni, 548 nucleotides long. RefSeq lists its product as uncharacterized. The annotation marks the transcript as partial. The transcript is spliced from 3 exons. The record is from RefSeq and is a predicted model, not a curated record. Lineage: Eukaryota; Metazoa; Arthropoda; Insecta; Diptera; Diopsidae.
UCGUCAAGUAAGGAUGAGUCUUUUUUUGAAAAUGAUAAUGAAGACAAGAAACCUAUACAAAGUGAUAACGAAGAAUUGGAUCCAAACAAUAUCUUAGAUGAAGAUGAAAUGGACUUGAAUUAUGAGCCACAUACAAAAAGACUUAAAAUUUUAUAUAGAAAUCCAGAGAUACCAAAAGUAGAAGAUUCGUUGGAUGUGUACGAAGAAAAUAAUACUCAGCACAUACCCGCUUCUAGUCAUAUGACGGCUAAUGUUUCACAUAUUCCCCCGCCUCACGUAAAACCAACAAAAAUCACAUUUCGUGGUUUUAAAUCAAGUUAUGAAGAGGAUGAAGUGUUAGCGUGUGGUUGGAUGAUGCAGUACAGCAGUUUACGAAAUGACCAAAAAAUAUUUGUUAAAAAGGCAAUCGAUGACAUACUCUUUGAAGCAAAACUGGAAACGUUGCACAGACACUCUAUGAGCAUCAACGAAUCCGCGCUUUGCAACAGCUGUCACUGUGUCGCCGAACAAUUUUCAAUGACUAAUUAAAAAUAUAAUAUUAUUUAGUU